This is a messenger RNA of Zerene cesonia (dogface butterfly), 2477 nucleotides long. Its product is annotated as zinc finger protein 260-like. Bases 125 to 1975 code for a protein of 616 amino acids. The transcript has 10 exons. The record is from RefSeq and is a predicted model, not a curated record. Gene Ontology annotation, biological process: regulation of DNA-templated transcription. NCBI's taxonomy places the organism in Eukaryota, Metazoa, Arthropoda, Insecta, Lepidoptera, Pieridae. Gene Ontology annotation, molecular function: RNA polymerase II cis-regulatory region sequence-specific DNA binding; DNA-binding transcription factor activity, RNA polymerase II-specific.
UGACUAUGUCAAACUUUUUAUAUAUAAUAAAAGUAAAAAUUCGAAAAUAACUAAGUUGUUUGUUUUAGCUUCUUGUUAAUACAUUGAAGAAUUUUGUUUUAUUAAUUAGUUUUAUUAAAGUAGAAUGAAUGUUCCUAUAGUAUUGACUUUAAAACAGAUUUGUUGUACUUGUUUAAGUACUGAUAGAAAGCUAUUUCAGCUGUGUAAAAUUAACGAUGGCGUAAAUUAUUUAUAUUAUUUGUUAUCGUCGGAUCCUGAUGGUUACAGUACAGCAUUCUUACAAGAUAUUGUGAAUUUACAUGUUUGUUGGGAAUGCAGAAGUGUGAUCAUGAGACAAAUUAAUUUUAAAAAGCAGGCUUGUUUGUCCCAAAAAAAGCUGUCAUUAUUGACCAAUGGUUCUAUUACAAUAAGUGUACUGGGAAAAUCAUUGUCUCGCCUUACAACAUGUUAUCAAAACAGCUACUCUCAUAUAUAUAAUUCAGAUGAUCCAAUAGAAAAUUAUAUAAUUUAUAGUCCAGACAUAUUUAUAAAAACCGAAGAUACAGAUUUUGAUACUAUAGAUAGAUUAAAAGACCAUGAAAAUGAAUCAGAAGAAAAAUCAUUAAACAAUAAAUUUGAUAACACUUGUAUGAAUUCUACUACGAUUUCUGAUGAUAUCAGAUAUUCAGAUAAAAAUUCAUGGGAUGAAAGACUGAAAAGUGAUGUUACAAAUGAAUGUUUAGUUGGAACAGAUAAUAUUAGAUUAACUGGAAAUUCUAGCAUUCAUCCAGUAUAUACUAAUCACAGUUCUAGUGAUCAAGAAACAAAGGAAUAUUAUAUACAAAUCAAGGAAAGUGCACUUAAAAUAGAGCUGCUGAAAGAAAAAAAGAAAUUGGAUAGAAGUUAUGUUGAGGCGUAUAAUAGAUGUGACCUCUGUGUUCAAGUAUUUAAAUCUGCAAAUUUUCUGGAAAAGCAUUAUAAUAAAUUGCACACUUCUAAGCCAGAUUUUGAGAAAUGCAGUAAAUGUUUUCAAUAUGUUAGAAAGACAUCUUUAAAAAUACACAACACUGAACACAACAAAUACUAUAAGUGCAAUUUAUGUAAUGAAGAGUUAUUUAAUAAAAAUGUUUUAUAUUCACACCUCAUCACAACCCAUGACAUAAAAAUAAAAAAGACACCUGUAACAAAAAACCCCGGUUCUAGACCAAGAUUAAGCAAGCCUCUGCGCGAUAAGCCCACUGCUCAGGGCUAUCGAUGCCCAGACUGUAAUAAAUAUUUCGAAACAUCAAAUAUGCGUUACAAACACAUAUUGAAACACCACAGAGAGGGGUAUCGGUGCACGAUAUGCGGAAAAGCCUUUGUGUAUAAAUGUAACUUGAAAAAACAUGAACAAAUCCACGCUGGAACAAUCGCUAGAGCACAAUGCGCGCAAUGUGGUAAAUUUAUUCGAGCUGAUCUAAUGUAUGUACACGUUCAAGUGCAUUCGCAGCGCGAGAGCUAUGAAUGCGCGGUCUGCGACAAACGAUUUGUCUCUAGAGCCACUUAUGACAACCAUUUGAAGUACACGAAGGCACAUGCGAAUGAUAAUAGUAUACUCAGAUUUCAGUGUGAUACAUGUGGAAAGGGAUUCCGAUCCAAGGGUGAACUCAGAGAUCACAUUCACAGUCAGCAUUUGGGAAAGACGCAACACAAGUGUCCCAUAUGUGACAAGCUACUUUCUUCACGCCGCAGUACUACCCGACACGUGAAAAGCGUUCAUCACGGUUUGGUCGAGACUCGCAAAGAUAAAGUGUGUCAAAUAUGUGGAAAAACUUUUAGUUCAAAAAAGAAUCUAUAUGAACACCAAUUAAUUCAUAGUGGAGAUCGACCUUUAUCUUGCAAUGUAUGUGGGGUAACAUUCCGACAAAAGGCUUGUCUAUAUACACACAAGAAAAGGGUGCACAAGAUAUUUCCAAAGGCAAAAACAUUAAAGCCAAUUGAUGACAUUGACAAUUAAAUAUUUCAGAAUUUAAAAUUUAUUACAUUGUUCGUAAUAUUAUAUGCUAUUGAGCAUUAUGUGUUAUAUGUAUGUAUGUGUUGUAAUGUCUUAAAGAUGUUAUAUGUAAUUAUUUCGUUGCAUUUGUAUGAGAAAAUGUAUGUUUCAAAAUUCUUACCAAAUCAACAUAUGAGAAGAAAAUUAUUUUAUUAAGUUCUACUGCUUGCCAAAAAUUUUUAAUACUGGAAAUAAUGUGCAAUAAAUAGCUGGAUUUAUUAAUCAAACCAGCUAAUUAGUCCUCGUCAAUCUACGCACAUGCAUAACUUUGGGGAAAUCAAAAAAUUAUCCCGUCUUUAAUACGUGAGAUUACAUUGUCAACGUUACGAACGUUAAAUUGUAAAAUAUAUUUGUAAGAGUCGUAAUAUUCGUAAGAGUUAUAAUAACACUAAUAAGUAUGCCCGCGGCAUAUAUAGCUAAAAAUAACUUUUCAUCUGCAUAAUAAAAGGAAAUGAUUGGUAAAGUA